Messenger RNA from Aphanomyces astaci, 522 nucleotides. RefSeq lists its product as hypothetical. The record is from RefSeq and is a predicted model, not a curated record. NCBI's taxonomy places the organism in Eukaryota, Oomycota, Saprolegniomycetes, Saprolegniales, Verrucalvaceae. The transcript has 5 exons. The coding region runs from base 1 to 522 and encodes 173 amino acids.
AUGGGAGCGCACGAGUCCCGCAUCAAGGAAGACGACCACACCAAGCUCAACCAGGAGCAAGACAAUGACAACCGUCAACCUGUCGUGCAAGUGCGUGUGUCGGCCGACCUCGUGAAGAGCCUGAAGGAGCCGCAGCAGAACACGGCCUCCAACACCCAUGCUGCGACGUCCAAAGGUAGUAUCUCCCUGGAAGAAUCCGAGAAGCUCCAGAAGGAAGCAUACUUGCGGGGUUCCGAGGACGCGUACAAGCGCGUGGAAGCGGAAGCAAAGAAAAGCACGGCCAAGCCCGUGGACUUGAAGAAGCAAGAGGCCGAAGAGUUGCAGCGUGUGAAGCAGGUCGUGGACGAACUGAACCAGAAGCACUACAGAGCACCUGUGAAUGACGUGCAAUGCUCAAAGGAGCGAGAAACGUGUUUGCAGUGCUAUAGAGAAAGCGGAACGGAUGUGCUCAAGUGCAAGGAAGUGUCGGAUGCUUUUUUCCGAUGCGCCGAUGCCGCCACCACCGAAUUCGUCAAGAAGUAA